UAUAUCUAAUCUUCUAAAAAAUUAUUACAGUAUCUAUACUUUUUCUUUGUAAUAUUAAAACUAAUAUUAAUAUGAAUAGAAUUAUAAUCGAGACGCGCGUUAGAUUUAAUGGCAUGGCUGAAUAUUCUAAUAAGGAAAAUUACGUCUGAAAAACUUUUCAAAUCUUAACUGUUAGCAUUACUAUCCUUGGGAACGGCGCAAACCGAGCAAGAGUAAAAUGCUUGAUGAAUCAACGAAUUAUGCCGCAAUUCACGAACGCUUCGCUGUGCUUUCCUCCGUAACAUAAAGACUUUAAUGACAUUUUAGAUUUUAAUUGAAGCCGCGCCGAGCUCAUUGCCCAAACAAAGAAGCGAAUGAUCUGGACGGUCCGACGCCGCCUGGGAUCUGCUUACAAAGCAAUCUUUUCAUCUGAGUCGAGAUCUACGGCGAAUGCUACCUAAUCUAAUCUCCGUUACGACGCCAAGUCGAAAUCGAACUUGGCAGAACCCCUGGUCUUCCCUCUGUCUGAGGGAUUCUCGUGGAAAUCGGGCAACCAAUCUUUAUCUUGAUUAUGCACCGCGAAAGCCAAUCUCCAAUCGAAAGUGAUUGCCAAGUAAGAUCAUAAAGAAUCAGAAUCUAUCGAGCAGUAUUUCAAUCUGCGAAACGGGCCGAUACUUUGAAUUUACAAUGAAAAUCAACACCGACAAUUAUUAUGUAUCGCUAUCUCUUUGAAUUCGUUACAAUGCAUAUCACUGCCAUUUGUGAGUAUCACGUUCUGACGGAGUCGACAACGAAAUUAUCAUUUGUAAUUUUUAGAAUUUUCCUUAAAGUCUUUACCUUAAAAAUAUGCAAACUUUUCGAUUUCAUUGAAGCCAUUCAUCGAGUUUCUUCUUUUCAUUGGCAUUAGAAUCGGUGGAAGAUUAAGAUCACGAACGCCAUUACUUUUCCCCGGUUUUCGAUGGUUUUUCGAGAUCAUCUAAUAAAACCGUCAGGGAUGUCGGAACAAAUGGGUCAACAGUUAGCGAAACGACCCGCGCAACGAGCGCCGCGCGUGAUAUACGCGUCGCCGACGUCUGUAAAACUCAAUAAAUUGUUUUUGGUUUAUGACGUUAUAAAUGGCACUAUGUUUACGAGAGAGGUGAAUUUAUGUCGCAGGUAAUAGAAUUAAUGGUAAAAUUAGACAGCUUAUCGAUGAGCCAGCGAGCGCGACGAUGCGCGUACUGUGACAACAGAAUGCUUCUAGGGCAUUCAGCGCGACAUAUGCAUAUCCUGUAUUUGUACGUCAUGACGUACGUUAAUUAAAAUGAUUGCGCGAACAUCUGGUAGGGUACUUAACUUCAAAUAUCGAUUGAGGUCGCGCCGCUACGCAUGAGGUGUUGAUCGGGCCGCGUGCAUGUGUCGAACAACCGUGACGCUACUUUGAUUCGAAAUAGAUAUUUCGUCACGAUUGAAUUUUCACGUUUCGUGCAUUAAUUAUAAUCGCUAUGGCCACAAAAGAGAAGCAAAAAACGAUUAUUUUUAGAUCCUCGGUGUUCAAUUAUUCACUUAACAAAUCUUGAAAACGAGUACAAUUUUUCAAUGUACAUAUUUUAAGAAAAUAAAAAUAAAAAUAUAACAAUUACAUUCUAAUUAAUCACGUUAAAAUGUAUCCGUACAAGCACAGAUGGAAAAAGGAACAAAUCGAUACGAAGACGAUAAUGCGAUUUGCUGCGGUCUAGAAAUUUCCGCGGUUAUUGUUCCCGCGGCAGAUCGAUGCUCACAGAAAAAAAAUGGUAAUGGAAAGUUCUUCCUGACGCCGGAUACAACUUUUUGCGGAAACGCUGCGUUCACGCAGUGUAUCGAGGUACGAUUAAUCGAAUAAAAAAUUUACAUUGCCGCCCGGAACAUUCGUUGGGGACUCAUAAUUUUACAAAUAUUAUUCGGGCGAACGUUAACGAGUCAAUUUGUUAUGUCACUUCGCAGACAAGAAGUCACAAUGAGGGCCGACUCGAAGAAUAAUAUUUUAACACCCGAUUGAACGCUGCGAGAUAGCGCGACGGAAUAUUCUAGUAGAAUAAACGCAAUGUGCAGCGAUGCGGGAAAGUGUGAAACCGUGUGCUUCCCCACUGCAUCGGUAUCGACGGAGAUUGGAACGAAAUUUAGGAAUACUUGCGGUCGUGCGAAUGAAAGUGGUCUCAGCGGAAACAGACAGCCGCGCCGAGGGCGGAAGUAGCUGGACCAUCGAUAUUUAAGUGUCAACCGUUGUAACAUCGGCCAUCAGUUCGAUCGAAACCGAGCGCGAUCGGGAUGGUGCGAGGCACGAUGCUAUUUCUUCCAUUCAUUGCAAUAUGUUCGCUCACGUUGCACACGACGACGUGUCACGCCCGGGACCUGACCAUUGCGGAAUCGCGCGUCAGCCGGCGCGAUGUAGAAGGAAAGGACCAUCAUGUAGAUCAUUUAGAGCCCACCGUGGAGUCGUCACAGAUUGCAGACGAAAUCGAUCUCGAGACGGCAGCGACCAAACACAAGGGCCAUCAUCACGAGUCUGGCGGUGGUCACAAACAUGAAUCUCAUCAUCAUGAAGAGCACGGUGGAAAGGGCGAAAAGGGACAUAAGAGCCAUCAUCAUCAUGACAAAGGCAACAGCGGUAAGCACGAUAAGGAGCACCACUCCGGUCAUCACGAGGAACACGGAGGCAAGAAGAAGGGUCAUCAUGACGAGCACGAAAAAUACGGCGAGCAUCACGAGGGCGAGAAGGGUCACAAAGGUGGAAAAUUCGGUGAAAAGAAAGGCCAUAAGAAAGGUCACAAAACGAAAGGAUAUCACAAUAAAUUCCAUAAAGACGAAUAUCAUAAAGAACAUAAGUUUUACGAUGAUUAUCAUAAGGGUGGACAUCACGAGAAGCAUGGUGAUUUCCACGGUCACCAUGAGAAGAAGGAAGGCCAUCACAAGAAGGGCGGCCAUCAUCAUUCCGGUUACCACGAAGAUCACCACGGCAAGAAGGGCCACCAUGACAAAGGUCAUCAUGAUGAGGAACAUAAAGGUCAUCACGGCAAGCACGGUCACGAGGAGCAUCAUUCUCAUCACGAUGCGUACGGCAAGAAAGGCGAUCAUCAUUCGGGAAAGAAGUACGGCUAUAAGAAAGGACAUUAAAGUUGUAUGUUUAAAUAUUAUGUAUCAAAAAGCGAUUAUUCGUUCUACAGUUACGAUUUAUGUAUGUACCUGCUUCAGACAAAGUCACGCGACGAUGUCGCGUGAUUGUUGUAUUUUGUACCAUUCUUUAUAUAGAGUAAACA
Molecule: messenger RNA, 3254 nt
Organism: Monomorium pharaonis (pharaoh ant)
Lineage: Eukaryota; Metazoa; Arthropoda; Insecta; Hymenoptera; Formicidae
Product: histidine-rich glycoprotein-like
Exons: 1
Coding region: 2266-3111 (281 amino acids)
Source: RefSeq, a predicted model, not a curated record